GUGGCAUCUAGUAGCUCCCUUUCUGUGGUCAGGGGACGUCUCAAGCCCACCUCAGGCCUGCGCGCUCUCGAGGGCUAGUGUGGGUUUCCUGCAGUGGUGGGAGGGGAAGAAAGACUCCUCUCUCUGUUUUUUUUCCCCGGGGAAGUUGAUGCCUUUGUUUGAGGAAACAGGCUACAGUCGACUCUCCUUUUCAGGGUCUAUUCGCUGCUUAAACCAAAACGAUGCAGACAGGCGUAAAUUUGUCUGCGCUUGUGUUCCUUGUUCCUCGGGCCUGGAGGGUCCUGGGUUGUUGUCACACAACUUUUAGGGUUUGGGCUAGUGUGAUAGGUGUGAUUAUGUUUUUUGACUCAAGGUUUGUUAGAUUUCCUUUAAUUAUGAAGCUGGUGUAACGAAAUUGGAGACUUCCUAGCUAUCCAAAGUUGUUAUUCUCCCUCACCCCCCAUAUGGCAGAUUUUGUGGAUAUUUUGGGAGAUAAAAACAAAUGGAGAGUCUUGUUUACAUGAGAUGAUAGCUAGUUUGUUAUGGAAAAACUAGUGGUCACCAAGUGGACCAAAACCAUCUCAUUUAGGAAGGUACGUGGGAAACGACUGCAAAAAGAGCGAGAAUGGAUCAGAACUACGUGAACGAGGAAGUGGCUGGCUUACUUGUGGAUGUUAUAAGUAAACCAGGAUUUCAUUUUCAAGAUGGAAAGCCCAUCAGACUCAGCUGUGAUUUCACCUCUCACGCCGCAGGCGUGUGCCAGGCCACCGUCUCCCCAUACCAGUAGUUCAAGAAAACAACCUAUGAGCGCAACACUUAGAGAACGAUUAAGGAAAACCAGAUCUUCAUUUAAUUCCUGUUACAGUGUGGUGAAACGUCUCAAAGUAGAGAAUGAAGGAGAUGAUCAGAACUUUUCAGAGAAACCACCAACUUCAGUAGAAGAAAACUCUGUGGAAUUCCGAGAAGAUGUUAAACGCAUAGACAGUGAAUUUGAAGAAAAUACCUAUUUGAAAAAUACCUUCAAGAAUAUCAGUGCGUGUGAAUCUGAGUCACUCCAUGCUGGGUCAUGCAGUGGGGAUCUCCAAAAUGACUUUGUGAAUGAGGAUCCUCCCAAAGAAGGAUUAAAUGAAGAAAAAGCAAAAUUGGUGAAGCAGAUUCAGGAGAAAGAGGACCUUCUUCGGAGGCUAAAACUAGUCAAAAUGUACAGAUCAAAGAAUGACCUGUCUCAGUUACAGUUGUUAAUAAAGAAGUGGAGAAGCUGUAGCCAGCUGUUGCUUUGUGAGUUGCAGUCAGCUAUGUCCGAGGAGAACAAGAAACUCAGCCUUACUCAGUUGAUAGACUACUAUGGCUUAGAUGAUAAAUUGCUACACUAUAACAGAAAUGAAGAAGAAUUUAUAUAGGUGUUUAAUUCCUAAUUUUUUUCCUCCAGAAUAUCUUUGAGAAUGACAACUUAAAAGAUACUUAAUACAUUUUAAAGGAAAAAUAUAAACCAUUAGGGCUUAAAGAAAUGUAUCUUGAUGAACAUCAAUUUAGGGCAAUCUGUUACAUAAAUAUAAACUAAGUUCUAAAAUGAAAAUUUGAUAUUUUGUAUAAAUUUGCCAAAGAAAACUUGACAUUUUAGAAAUGUGAAAAAAAAUUGUCAGGUUUAAAAAAAUAAAUGUGACAAUUCUGAAAAUCAGUUUUAAUACAUUGUUUUGCUUAUUGUGGUAAAAAAAGUUUUAUUUUAAAUGUUAAAAAAUAGUCCAGUCUGGUAAAUGUCUAAACUAAAAGUGGUCUAAAAAUACCUGCCUCUCUGCUAAGUUUAUGAACCCUUUUCCAUCCAUUUACCACGUAUUUCCAUCUUGCUGGUCUAGCGGGUAAUUAAACUUGUAUGUCCAAAAUUGUAUCUUUCCUGUCUCUCCAAAUUUGUUUCU
Equus quagga is the source of this 1892-nucleotide messenger RNA. It is a transcript of the gene SFR1, whose product is annotated as SWI5 dependent homologous recombination repair protein 1. Gene Ontology annotation, cellular component: Swi5-Sfr1 complex. The transcript is spliced from 4 exons. Lineage: Eukaryota; Metazoa; Chordata; Mammalia; Perissodactyla; Equidae. Gene Ontology annotation, biological process: positive regulation of DNA-templated transcription; double-strand break repair via homologous recombination. The record is from RefSeq and is a predicted model, not a curated record. Bases 684 to 1379 code for a protein of 231 amino acids.